This is a messenger RNA of Alternaria novae-zelandiae, 2010 nucleotides long. RefSeq lists its product as uncharacterized. Gene Ontology annotation, cellular component: cytosol. Gene Ontology annotation, molecular function: GTP binding; ATP binding; serine-tRNA ligase activity. Lineage: Eukaryota; Fungi; Ascomycota; Dothideomycetes; Pleosporales; Pleosporaceae. The transcript has 10 exons. Gene Ontology annotation, biological process: seryl-tRNA aminoacylation. Bases 1 to 2010 code for a protein of 669 amino acids. The record is from RefSeq and is a predicted model, not a curated record.
AUGGCGCCCCCUCCCAAGCAGAGAAAGGUGGCCAUUGUCGGCAGCAGAGCCGUCGGCAAGUCGAGUCUGACGGUGCAAUUCGUCGACGGGCACUUUGUCGACAGCUACUACCCGACCAUCGAGAAUACGUUCAGCAAGAUGAUCAAGUACAAGAACCAGGACUAUGCGACUGAGAUCAUCGAUACGGCUGGCCAGGAUGAAUACAGCAUUCUCAACUCCAAGCACUUUAUCGGCAUUCAUGGCUACAUGAUUGUCUACUCGGUUGCCAACAAGCAGAGCUUCGAGAUGGCGCGCAUCAUUCGCGAUAAGAUCCUGAACCACCUUGCCGUCGAAUGGGUUCCUCUCGUCAUCGUGGGCAACAAGUCUGACCUGCGUCCCGAACAACGCCAAGUCACGCCUGAAGACGGCAAAGCCCUCGCCGCCGAGUUCAAAUGUGCCCACACCGAAGCCAGCGCGCGCUACAACGAGAACGUACAAAAGGCCUUUGAGCUUAUGAUUGCGGAGGUGGAGCGGUCCCAGAACCCUGUCGGCGUGGACAAAUACCCGGCUCUCCAGAAGGAGCGCGAGGACAAGGAGAAGAAGCGGCGGAACAGUGCGCACCUCCUCAAGCACCCGUUUGACCAUCUCACGAACGCGCUCAAGAAGAAAAACGACUUCAUCAAGGAGCGCGGCGGCGAGCCCGACAAAAUCCGCGAGUCCCAGAAGAAGCGAUGCGCGCCCGUAGAGAUUGUCGACGAGAUCAUCGCAGACUUUGAAGACCACCGUCGCACACAGUACGAUGCCACCCAAUUCGGCUCCAAGAUAAACGCGGUCCAGAAGAAUAUCGGCGCCAAAAAGAAGGCCAAGGAAGAUGCCUCCGAGCUGCUCGAGGAGAAGAAGAAGUUGGAGGCCGAGAAGAAGGAGAAGGAGGCUGAGGCUGCGGAGAAACUGGCCAAGCUGCUCACAAAGACGAAGACGGUCGGAAACUACGUGUACAAGGACGUUCCAGUUAGCGAAAGUGAGGACAACAACGCGGUUCAGAAGACAUGGGCUCCUGCGGACCGGAAAGCAGAGUUCAAGGCAGAUGGCAUCCCACAUCAUGGUGUACUAGCGCGGUUGAAUGGAUACGACCCGGAGAGAGGCACCAAGAUUGUUGGGCACAGAGGAUACUGCCUGACUGGAUACGGUGUCUUCCUCAACCAAGCGCUCAUCAACUACGGUCUUGAAUUCCUGUUCAGCAAAGGCUUCACACCCAACCAACCGCCCUUCUUCAUGCUGCGCGACCAGAUGGCGAAGACCGCACAACUCUCCGAUUUCGACGAGGAACUGUACAAGGUCACCGAGAGCAAGGACAAGCCAGAGACCGACAAGUACCUCAUCGCCACCUCAGAACAACCCAUCUCCGCCCUUCACUCCGAGGAAUGGCUACACGACAAGGAGCUACCCAUAAAGUACGCCGGAUACUCCACAAACUUCCGGAAAGAAGCUGGUUCGCACGGCAAAGACGCAUGGGGAAUCUUCCGGAUACACCAGUUCGAAAAGGUUGAGCAGUUCCUCCUCACAAACCCCGAGAAGUCAUGGGAAGCUUUCGAUGAGAUGCUAGCCAACUCUGAGGAGUUCUACCAGAGCCUAGGUUUGCCUUACCAGGUCGUUGCCAUCGUUUCUGGUGCGCUGAACAACGCUGCUUCGAUGAAGCGCGACCUUGAGGCCUGGUUCCCCGUUACGGGUGGUGGAGAGUACAAGGAGCUUGUUUCCAUUUCCAACUGUACCGACUACCAGACGCGCGAGCUGGAGAUUAGACAUGGGAUUAAGAAGUUGAACGCUACGAGGAAGGAGUAUGUUCACGCGCUUAACGGUACUCUGUGUGCGACCGAGCGAACUCUUUGCUGUAUCCUUGAGAACUACCAGACACCCGAGGGCUUCGUCGUUCCGGAGGUGCUAAGGAAAUACAUUCCGGGUCAGCCUGACUUCUUGCCUUUUGUUAAGGAGUGGAGGGCGCCCAAGGAACCUAUUCCUGACCGGACGAAGUAG